AUGCUGAACUCUGGCUAUGGCAUCGCGACCUACCCAGACAUUCGCGUGGAGCCUGACACGCUCUUCUACGGCGCCAGCACGACCAAGGCGUUUCUCGCCGCCGCCCUGGCACUCAUGAUCGAGUCUGGGAACUACACGACAUCCUCGUUUCCCGCCGAGCCACUCUCGUGGACGACGCCGAUCGCCAAUGUCAUCCGCGACGACUUCGUGCUGAUGGACGAGUGGUCCACGACGCACAUAACGAUCGAGGACGCCCUGUCUCACCGCACGGGGAUGCCACCCCACGACAAGGCGCUGGCGCGGUCGUACGACGGCGAGCACACGGCGACGCCCCGCGACGUCGUCCGCAGUCUGCGGCAUCUCCCUCUGACGGCGCCGCCGCGGACCAAGUUCCAAUACUGCAACCUGAUGUACGCGGCCGCGUCGCACGUCGUCGAGACGCUAACGGGCGGACGCUUCCUGGGCUCGCUGCUGCGCGAGUGGAUCUGGGCACCGCUGGGCAUGGCAGGCACGUACUUCACGCUCGAGGACGGGCUGGCCGCGCCGGAGCACUUCGCCGCGGGCUACUACUGGGACGAGAAGAACGGCUCGUUCGGCACGGUGCCGUACAUGCCCCUGGAGGAGGUCACUGGCGCCGGGUCGAUCAUCUCGAGCGUCCGCGACUACGCAAAGUGGCUGCGCUGUCUCGUCGAGGAGGCGGCUCCGUUGCCCAAGGCGGCGCACAGGGCGUUCAAGACGCCGCGGGUCUUCGUGUCGGACGAGCCCGGGGCCUACGACACGCCGUCUGGCUAUGCAUUUGGGUGGUGGACGUCGAGUUACAAGGGCCACCGCGUUUGGACACACUCCGGUGGGAUGCAUGCGUAUGGUGCAGAGGUGUAUAUCCUACCGGAUCAGAAGUUUGGAGUGGUCACCUUCGGCAACACCGCUUUCAGCUCGAACGCGGUUGGAGAGAUCGUUGUCUGGGAUCUGAUUUAUAAGAAGCUGGGCAUUGCCGAGGCCGAUAGAUACAAUUGGACUGAAAAGUGGCUAGGAGCCGAAAAUAGGCUUCGCGCGAAGGUCGACAAUGCAUUGGAGGAGAUCUAUCCGGAUCGUCCAACACCAGGUUUGCCGAGAGCUCUGCCGCUGGAGAAUUACACGGGAACUUACUUCCAUCCGGGAUAUAUGAACAUGACAUUGGAGCCAGCCACCGACGCUGCUAGGGCCGAGAAGCCGAAGAUCGAGCUUGUUGCCGCUAGGAACCAGGCAACCUGGAAGGAUUUCUGCCAGUUUGAACACAUUUCCGGCGAGCACUGGAUGAUGUACACAUAUUUUUCUGAUGGCCCUGCUACUGUCUUGAAGGGAUUUGCGCCGGCUCAAUUCACGAUCGGGCCAGACGGGAAGGUCAAAUCACUGGGGAUUGAAUGGCAAAACCUGUCAGGGCUUGUGGACGGACUGAUCUGGUUCGAGAAAAUAGCAUGA
Phaeoacremonium minimum UCRPA7 is the source of this 1458-nucleotide messenger RNA. RefSeq names its product putative penicillin-binding protein. The record is from RefSeq and is a predicted model, not a curated record. The transcript has 4 exons. Lineage: Eukaryota; Fungi; Ascomycota; Sordariomycetes; Togniniales; Togniniaceae. Bases 1 to 1458 code for a protein of 485 amino acids.